UAUUAUGCGAUUAUAUCAGCGAGCAUUAAGACAAAACAAAUAUAAGUACGUUAUUCCAAAAUUCUAAAAAAAAGUGUGGAAAAAACCUCCUUAAAAAAUGUAAUAUAUGUAGUUAAUUUCCUGAGUAAUAAAUCAUAGUUUUAGCCCCGUAUAUAUCGAUUUUAAUUUUCAAGGUAAAAAAAUAUCAUAUUGUGCAUAGUUUUUGUAUAAAUACUUGUAAUCAUACAUUUAUGCAUUUAUUUUGAAGAAAGUAUCAAAUACUACAUUUGUACGCGUAGGUACUUAUUUAAUUUUUUCGCCGCAAUAAUGAAUACCGCAUUUAUCUGGCUGGUACCAUUUCUGUCACCUUUCAUAAUGGUCCUAUUUGCCUUUAGCUGUUGUAUAUUUUGGAUAUACCGAAAAAUUGUGGACAUAUUACUCAGAAUUCGUCUUGGUGAUAAAUAUGGUGGUCUCCUGAACUAUGGUGAUGCUUUUUCUGUAUUUAAUGACAUAUCGCCCUGUAUGAUAUGCACGAUGGUGAUUGUAAAAAGCGACAAAGAAAUUGACAUGGUAAACUUAGUUAAAAGCCGAUUGCAGAAAAUGAUAUUUGAUUCACCACAAGACUACUCGAAAAUGACAAGCACCUUGCACACUUACGCUGGUUAUGGUUAUUUUUUAAAAAAUUCAGUUAAAUUAAAUGAAAGUGUGAAAACUUUUCCUGAGCCUCAGAAUGAGACCUACGACGAAGAAUAUGUUAAAAAAAUGGUUGAAAAAGCUUACAAUUCACCACUUCCUUAUAAUAAUACCGCUACAUGGGAAAUAGUGAUGGGUGAAAAGCCAAUGGUGACGAAAUCCGGUGGGAAAUAUAUAUAUCGUUAUCCAGUUCACAUGAGAUUCCACCAUUUGAUUGGAGAUGGCGCUUCAAAAGUUGCAUUCAUUUGUCGGUUGAUUGGUCAAUGUGAUAAAGACUUUGGCGAGGAAGUAUUUAAUGGAAAACAUGGAAGUAAUUCUACCAAAAGUGAUGAGGGAGAUUAUUAUUUUGGCUUAUUGAAAAAUAUAUUUGAGACUCUCAAGCUCAUAUUCUAUAUAAUAUUUUUUAUGCUCCAAAAACGAAUGGAACUGAUCCAUUGGCGAGCAUCGGACAAUAAUGCACUUCAUGGUGUAGAGCUUUCAGGCAAAAAAAUUAUGGUUUGGAAAUCUGAAGAAUCAGUUGAACUUGUACCAUUAACAAAAAAAAUCAAAAACGCUUUGCCAGGAAUGAAGUUUGGGAAUGUUGUUUUUGCAGCAGUAAGUGCUGCAUUUGCGAAUUAUUUUAAAAAGUAUGACGCUGUCCUUUCCAAUAGCAUAUCAGUUUUUUCCACACUGAGAAUGGAAUUUCCACGAAUAGAGAAAAAUAAACCAAUACCAAUGGAAAAUGGAAGUACCGCAGUGUUACUGGAAUUGCCUAUAAAAGAAGCUAGUAACUUGAAGCAGUUGUUAUUAAAAGUUAAACAGAAUUCUGAACAAUCAACCUACUUUGAAGCUUUGUCAAAUCAACUAUUCAUGAGGUAUCUAUUUGCCCUAUUUCCUCUUAGCAUAAGAACGCAGCUCCAUGAUUCAGGAACCUACACUGCAAUAAUAAGUAAUUUACCUGCAGGAAAGCGUAUAGUUUUACACAAUGACUGCUAUGUUGAAAAAAUGGUUGCUGCUCCACCUAAUUUAAGAAAAAUUGGUGUAGGUAUAGUAAUAAUAACGUACGAUGACAGAUAUCAAAUUGGGCUCUUGGUUGAUAAAGCUUUAAUUGCUUCGCAAAAACAAGCGCAAGAACUUGUGGAUGAUGUGUUUUGCAACAUAAGGCUACUAGCUGAAGAAAUAAUCGGGAAUAAAACUAAAACUGUUUAAAUUGAAUAUUUAUUAAGUAUUCCAUAAGAGAUAGGCUAAUAUUUAUUUAGAUAUUAAACAUAAGUACCUAUUCGAAUAAAAACUAUUACGAAACAAAAAAGUGUUUUUUUUU
This is a messenger RNA of Ceutorhynchus assimilis (cabbage seed weevil), 1972 nucleotides long. The record is from the annotation of a GenBank genome assembly. Lineage: Eukaryota; Metazoa; Arthropoda; Insecta; Coleoptera; Curculionidae.